AUGGAAGCUCCAGAGGUUGCAGUGCCUGUUGCUGAAGACCCGGAGCUUCCAGAGCUCCCGGAGGGUGUGCGCAAGGAAGUCUUGUCAGAGCCGACACAGAACUACUUGCGACCAACUGCAGGCGAUGAAGUUCACAUUCACUUCAGAGGAUGGUUGCCAGAUGGAACAGAGUUUCACAACACCCGAUCCAAGCCGGGUGACUUUGAUUUUACGCUCGGGGAAGGGGAGAUCAAUAAGGGCCUCGACCUUGGGAUUGCAACAAUGUGCAAAGGGGAGCGAGCAAAGUUUACCCUGAGUCCCGAACUUGCAUAUGGCGAGGGCAUACCGGGCAAGAUCCCACCGCAUGCAGUCUUAACUUUCGAAGUUGAGUUGCUCUGGUGGAGGAGAAAGAAUGCCUUGACUCCAGAUGGAGGAGUGGUGAAGGUUGUGCAGGUUGAGGGCGAUGGCUGCAAAAAACCCUUUCCUGGCUGUAUUGUGAAGAUACGUUAUACUGGAUACGCAAAUGGAAUCGAGUUUGCCGCGAGUUCAGAUGACGGCGUGGAAGCUGAAGUCACUGGACUUAACGCUCUGAAGCUGCCGCAGAGGACGUGGCAGAUUGUACUGGCCUCCAUGUCCCGCCAUGAGCAUGCGGUUGUAACGCUGACGCCGCCAUACGCAUAUGGUGCCGACGCCAUGUUUGACUCGAAGGUGCCUGGCAACUCCACGGUCAGGAUUGACAUGCAACUGCUAGAUGUUUUCCUGGUGAGCGACUGCAGCCUGUUUCAGAGAUGUGGGGAGAGGCAUUUUCCACGGGUGACCAAAACGCAGAUGUCCGAUGGUGAUGCCACUGGCACGAAGCCCAACAACUUGUCCCAGGUCACAGCACUUGUCAACGGCAAGCAGGUGACAUGGCAGCUAAUGGCGGGCAGGCGAUGUGAAGCAGUGGAGUGUGCAGUAUUGAGCAUGACCAAGGGCGAAAAGUGCCGCAUUGCAGUGGAGGAUGCCACCAUGUGUCAGGAUGAAGAGCUUGGGCUUUCUCCCGUCGGCGCAGUGGAUUUCAAUUUCGAGGUUGAGCUGAUCGACUUUCAAAGGACUCCAGACACCUGCAACCUCGUGCCGUCGCAGAGGAUUGAGAAGGGAAGGGUAUUGAAGCAACAGGGCGCGGCUUUCAUGAAGGCCAAGGACUUUCGCCGCGCCUGUUGGGUGUACAGAUCCGUGCAGGAUCUAAUGGGCUACGUCGAUGAUUGGCCAGAGGAUCUCCGGUUGGUGGGCGAUGAGUUGCGGCAAACCUCCCGCAGCAAUGAAGUCAUGGCCUGGCUGAAGCUUGAACAGUUCCGAGAUGCGGCUGAGUUGUGCACGGAGAUCUUAAAUGGAGGUGGAAUCAGCCCUCCAGAUCCCUCCAACAUCAAAGCCUUGUUCCGACGCGGACUUGCGCACCUUGGUCUUGGAGAGCCAGAGAAGGCCAAGACUGACUUUGCAUCGGUGUUGGAAAAUGAUCCCUCGAAUCUUGAAGCGAAGCAGCAGCUCGCCAAAGCGCACACCCUGCUCAGGGAGCAGUCAAAGCAAAGCCAGAGUCUGAUGCGAGGCAUGAUAAGUGAGGCCGGCAAACUAGACUACCCCGUGGGCUACACUAGCACCGAGGGCAACCGAGAGAGAGAGCGCGAGGCCAUGCUCAGCCGGGUCGAGGAGCUGGGUUUUGAACAGCUAACUCAAGGGCAAGAGGCUGCUAACGACCAUGGUUGUCACUUGAGGAGCUCAAGGCGAACAUGUCUCUUAGCCUCUGAACACCUGUGUUACAACAUCGGGGCCAAUCUCUCUAUUGGCCGGGCGAGUUUCGGUUUCCAGCCCUGCUCGAUCAACGCCUUCAGCCACGGCUGCCGUGUCGUCUCUCAUCAGGGUGUCGGCGGUGCGCGUGAACUCGAUGAGUUGUGUGGCGAGGACGAGGACUCCUGA
Symbiodinium pilosum is the source of this 1932-nucleotide messenger RNA. The record is from the annotation of a GenBank genome assembly. NCBI's taxonomy places the organism in Eukaryota, Dinophyceae, Suessiales, Symbiodiniaceae.